UUUUUAGCAUCCACAGCUUGGUUGUCGACAUGCAUCCCUCCACCCGCAGUCACUACAGAGAGGAGAUGUGUGUUCUUGGCUAGUCCAGAAAACACUGAAUGGACCCAGAGAGAAGGGAACAUAAGUGGACUCAGUCAGCACUGUGCCAGAACUAACUGCUGCAUGGGUUACUUCCGGCUGGAGAGUGGAAAACCAACGCCUGUCCUUUUAGGUUGUAGUAUAAUCCGGACCGACUGCCCGAACUUGUCAUGCCGUGCAUCGAUACAUUAUCCGAACACCAUCGGGUGUGUGUGCGGCUCAGAUUUCUGCAACGCAAACAUCACCUGGAACCAGCAAGCCAAGCAAACUGAAUACAAGCACCCUCAGUAUACCUCAGAUCUCCUGAGUGCCAACGUCGUCAUUAUUCCUUUUGCUGGAGCUCUGAUUCUGUUGUUUUCCCUCAUAAUGGCACUGAAGUGGAAAAAUCUCCGUCAGCACUGCAGGUCUGCAGCACCUCCAAACACACAUGACAUCUCCGAGGUAGCUAAUACUGACCUGGGCAAACACCUGGAGAUGCAAAAGGUGGUUGCUUGCGGCCAUUUCGCCAGCGUAUGGAGGGGAACGUUCCGGGGAUCGUCGGUGGCCUUGAAAGUGUUUCCUACGGCGCUACAAAAAGAGUUCACUAAAGAGAAAGAUGUGCACAAGCUGCCGUUAAUGAUGCAUUCCGGGAUUGUAAGGUUUCUUGGAGAUGGAAAAAUGGGGAAAGAGUUCGUGCUGGUUUUGGAACUGGCAACCCAUGGUUCUUUGAAUGCAUUUCUGCGUAGAACAGUGUGUGACUGGGCAUGUACGCUAAAACUAGCUCAAACCCUAUCACAAGGACUGGCCUAUCUGCACACUGACUUGAAAAUGAACGGAGUCUAUAAACCAGCGGUGGCUCAUUGUGAUCUCAGCAGCAGUAAUGUUCUGGUGAGAGCUGAUGGUUCUUGCGCUCUGUGUGAUUUUGGAUGCUCCACGGUGCUCCACCGCCAAGCACUGCAGGGUUAUUCCGGCAUAGUAGAGGGUAGAAUUCAGAUGGGGACUCUGCAGUACAUGUCACCUGAGAUCUUGGAGGGAUACGUUAAUCUGAGCAGCGGUCGCUGCUUGCUGCAGGGAGAUGUGUAUUCCUUUGGACUACUGCUCUGGGAGUUGCUGAUGCGUUGCUCUGACCUCUGCAAAGGUUCUCCUGUUCCAGAACAUAUGCUGCCUUAUGAGGCGGAACUGGGACGCAGUCCUUCCCUUGAAGAUCUUCUUACGUUUGUGUUGGAGAAAAGAUUGCGUCCAACUGUACCUCAUUUGUGGGCCAGAAUCUCCCAGGGACUGCUUCUCCGUGAGCUCCUUGAAGAUUGCUGGGAUCACGAUGCCGAUGCAAGACUCACAGCAGAGUGUGCGGCCAACAGAUUAGCUUCUUUAAACCUCCUUUAA
Messenger RNA from Ictalurus furcatus (blue catfish), 1440 nucleotides. Its product is annotated as anti-Muellerian hormone type-2 receptor-like. Gene Ontology annotation, biological process: BMP signaling pathway; cellular response to growth factor stimulus; protein phosphorylation. The transcript is spliced from 10 exons. The record is from RefSeq and is a predicted model, not a curated record. The annotation marks the transcript as partial. NCBI's taxonomy places the organism in Eukaryota, Metazoa, Chordata, Actinopteri, Siluriformes, Ictaluridae. Gene Ontology annotation, molecular function: ATP binding; transforming growth factor beta receptor activity. Gene Ontology annotation, cellular component: signaling receptor complex; plasma membrane.